CACGAACACGACGAAAGAUAAAGCAUAUGAGAAAAAGAAAAAUUUUGCGCCGUCUAACGAUAAGCUGUCAACAACAACAAAUGACAAGGUCGAUUCCAGUUGUAUCAGAGAGAGCCAUGUAUUUCGCAAUCGCGCUGCAGUACUUUAUCGGCGUGCAUGCUUGAUGCAGUUUGGCCUUUUUGAUGCAAAUGAAGUGCAGAUGCAGAAGGAAAAGGACGACAACAAGAGGAACGACAACAAGAAAAACGCCCUUCACUGCCUCGACUGCUUCGUCAACAGCUGCCACGAUGAGACGACCGGCGCCACAGGAGCUGCCCCUGAAGAGAUUCGCCAGCAGCUACCUUCGAACGCAGUGAAUUUUUUGAAAGCAACGGCCCUGGACCCCACACUCCCGGCGCACAUGAGAAGCAAAGCAGAACGUCUGCUGGGUGAGGGGGGAUGCAGUUUGCUGGAUCGAACUUUUUUGUCGUUUCAUGCCGAAGACAAACGAGACGCCGACCGUGCCGACUUCGCGAUUCUACGCGAGGAAACAACCUCCAAGGGGUCGUCUUCCCCGGAUGACGAGUUCGCUUCAACAGUUGCGGCAUCGUCCUUGACGAUGAACACCAAGGAAAGUACAAGUAGCAGCACCAGUGAGCAGCUGACAUCGGCAGCUCCAGAUUAUUCCCCUGCGUGGCGCGACGCCAUUUUUUCGGGAGCCGAAGUAGACGAACGAGCAGACGCCCACGAUCCCUUGAAGAUGACGGGCGCGCUAUUGCAAAUGCACACGCGCUGGGAACGGGCGCGUGCAGCGGCAGGGAAGAAGCGUGAUUUCACAGACAUCAAGCAGCAACUCAAAGGGCUCUCCGAGGCUAUUGUGGUGGAUGCUCGACACGGCCAUCAACAGUUGAAAAAGAAGAACUGGGACGAACAGCUGGCCGACCUGCGGGGCAAGACGCGCGCCAUUCUGUUCGAGCGGGGUAAAUCAGUGAUGGAGGGAGAAGGUGGAGUGACCGUUCUGUCCGAGCAGAAACUAGACGAGUACGUUUCCCUGAAAGCUCAGUCGUUCGGGGUACUCCAUCGGGCGUACGAAGACAGUGCAGCGAAAACCUCCGGGCCGCAGGCCGGGAAACUCGGCGAAGGUGAGAACGGGGAAGGGGCUGUAGCAGGCGAGGCUGGUCCGGCAGUUGGUGCGGGUGAAAAGAAGAAGAAAAGGAGCCGCGCGAACAAGAAGAGAAAAGGCAAAACUAAGACCGCCGGAGGUAAAAAGGCUAGUAGCACCGAAGAUACUAGUAAAAUGAACGAAGCCACUCUUCAAGCGAACCAUGAUAGUCGCGCGGAUGACGAAGACGCUGUGUUGAGGUCCAUUGACGCAAAGCUGCAGCAAGAAUCGCGGAUCAAAGGUUACCUGCAAGACAGUGCGUUGUUCACCGCCAGUUUCUUCAUCAUGCCAGAAGACGACCAUUCUCCCGAUCGUGUGGUGGACGCGCACCAACUUCUGCUCCUAACAGGUUACGACAUGAGUCUGUGUGAACGAGCCUGGCCUGAGUGCAUCGACCUUGACAACGACCCUUUCUAUACCCUUUUCGUUCUGAUGUACGCGCAGCCCCCGGGACCUCGAACGGACGCAGUCUGGGGACGAUAUCUGCAGGAAAUGCAGGACGGAAAACAAACGUCCCAGCGCUCUUACUACGCUUCCGGCCAAAAAGAUCACUUUUUGCGGUCGACCGUACUUGAUCCAGGAACUGUGUGCAGUAUCUACGCCUGGCGCAAUCUGUUGACCGGUCCACACCGCCUUGCGGCCACCUCAGCGAUUUGCCGGGACAUUGCUACGUGCUUGCGGCUUCGAACCAGUUCCGUGUUUUUCUGCGAGUUUCUCGCACUACUUCUUGCAGUCGAUGAGCAGCGCAAUGAAGAGAACCCGCCCCCCUUGUCCUCGAGAACGCCUUCCGACGCCGCGGACGACCUGCGACGCUCCUUGUGGGGAAGAAAGGUGAUGACAGAGAGUGAUGCACAGACGCUGCGCGCGCUGGAAUUAGACUCGACGCCAGCACGGAUCUUCGUCAUCCGGGCCAUCAAAUCGAAAGACAUUUUGUUUUACGUAUUACCGGAGAUGGACAGCAGCAGGGCCAGCUACAGAACGCACUUUAUCACAUGCAGUUUGCAUGCUAUGCGCCUCAUCGCCCUACAGCUUCGAACGUUCGGGGACCCUGACUACGGAAGAACUCCGGACAACGAACCUGCUCCCAUUCUGGAGGGCUGCGGAGGUAAAAAGGCUCUGGAGACGAAAGAGGCCCAGGCCCUUUAUGCGGAGGUGCAAAGACGCGCGCAACAGGAUAGCGAGUGGUACAUUCCGGAGUACGAUCUCAUACUGUAUUCCCAAGACAGUAGGAUGGUAUUUCGCGUCGACGAGGGCGUCUACGCGACCCUCGGGCCGAACCUGAAGCUCUCCGCCGAGCUGCAGGAAGAGUUUUCGAAUGCAUUGAAGAAGGGUUUGGCCUCGCGGGAGAAAAAGGCGAACGGCGUCAAGUUCAUCGGCGGUAUUGCGGAAUUGAAAAUCAAUGGCGACGACCGGCUCUGGACGGACACCCGGUAUUUUGAGUGCAAACAGACUGCCGAAAAGCAAAGAAAAUCCUUCGCCGGCUGUGGCGCAGCGGCCAGCAGUUCCGCGUCUUCGACGGGACAAAACAAGCCAAAGAUCCUCCUUGUUUUUGACCACGACGACAACCACAUCGGGGUCAAGCGUGUUGCAGAGCAGAGUCGGGAAAUGAGGGAUGUCGAGUGCCCGCCCGCUCCGAAGCGGCAGAUGCUGGCCAGCAUUAAUGAAAAGCGCGCAGCGAUGGAAACCUGCUUCAACCGAGUGAAAGCCUAUCCGACUUUCGUCGGAGAGGCCCUGGGCCUGCGUGAAGAUCAAAAAACUUUUGAAGAUGCUUGCUGCCACCAGUAAGAAAGAAGGGCAGUUGCAUGCGUCUAAACAAAAAAAGACCUCCUCCAGCUCGUGGAACGGCCUGGCUUUGAGCUACUUUUGGCAUUUCGACGUAGU
Messenger RNA from Amoebophrya sp. A120, 3022 nucleotides. The record is from the annotation of a GenBank genome assembly. Lineage: Eukaryota; Dinophyceae; Syndiniales; Amoebophryaceae.